Molecule: messenger RNA, 2504 nt
Organism: Andrographis paniculata
Lineage: Eukaryota; Viridiplantae; Streptophyta; Magnoliopsida; Lamiales; Acanthaceae
Exons: 7
Coding region: 242-2164 (640 amino acids)
Biological process (GO): protein K48-linked deubiquitination
Molecular function (GO): cysteine-type deubiquitinase activity; K48-linked deubiquitinase activity
Source: RefSeq, a predicted model, not a curated record
UUAUUAGUUUCUUACUUGUAAAAACCCUACAGAGAUGAAUGGGGUUUGGUGUGGUGUGGAUGCACAUUGGCUGAUGUGUUUCUUUGAUUUGUGCAAUUAAUGAUACUUGUGUAGAAGAGGGGAAUUCAAAUCCUGCAUCCCGACCCCCAAUUCUUCUAUUAAAGCCUGAAUUCGGGCGCUUUGUCGUCGAAUUGAAGCUGCAAUUUGAAGAUUGGAGAUUGAAUAUAAAUUGUGGUGAUCCAUGUCCAUGGCGGAUCAAGAAGAUGGGGAUUUGAAGAUGGAAUCAAGGCAGAGCAUGCAGCAGCAUGAAUCGCCGGAGCCCAAGAGGAGCAAGCCUAGGGAGAAUUCAGGUACCGUAAGGGAGGGGGAAUCUCCGGAGGCUAGGAAUCGGCGCUUACAGCGUGAAUUAAUGGCUGCUGCUGCGGAGAAGCGGAUGGAGGCGGCCAAAGUUUCUGCUGCCGCGGCGGUGAAGAGUGUGGAGAUUGGAAAAGAUGUUAAAAUGGCGGAGGUGGAGACUAAAAGUGAGCCCACAGUUACAGGGAAGAAUGUGGAAAGUUUUUCGGAGGUAAAGAUAUGGACUUCAGAAAGCAGUCAUGGAGGCAAGGUUGAGGAUAGAACUGACAUGUCUGAAACGUCCUUAUCGAUCUCGGAGGGUGAUGAGCUCUUCUUACUAAUUUUUGGGAACACAGUUAGUAAAGAAGUACUCGCCCAGUGGUGCAAUCAGGGUAUAAGGUUUAGCACCGAUCCAGAGACAUCAAUGGGGCUAGUGCAGCAUGAGGGUGGGCCAUGUGGCGUGUUAGCUGCUAUACAGGCUUUUGUGCUUAAGUAUCUUCUAUUCUUUCCAGAAGAGUCUGAUAUAGCUGCACUGAACAUGUCAUCAAGUGUGUCUGUCAGAAGGGUGCCCAAGAGUGAACCUGUUGCUGCUGACAUUUUCUCCUCUCUUUCAGAAGAAAAAAGAUCAAGGGCCUUGGUAAGGAGCAUGAGUGAGAUACUCUUUACGUGCGGACAUGACGAAAAAGCACGGAUAGUAUCUCUGAAUAUAAUUGAUGAUAGUCUUAUCAAGUCCAUCAACAGAUCAGAGGAUGAGGUCAUUGCUAGUGUGCUCGGGGGAGUGUCUAUUGAGUCAGGAUCCGACUUGCAGAAGUUUCUGAGAGUUGAUACCUACACUUCUUGGACAACCGCAUUUCGGAAGCUUGAAGCUAUGCUUCCUAUUUUCAGAAGUCGCUUGGGAGCACUGAUCUUUUUAAUAUCUGCCUUGCUCUCUCGAGGAGUGGAUAAUGUUAAAGAGGAUAGGGAUGAUCCGAGCCAGCCAUUGGUUACUGCUCCAUUUGGGCAUGCAUCACAGGAAAUUGUAAACCUUUUACUCUCGGGGAGCGCUGUCGCUAAUGUGUUCGAUGGAAGGAUGGACUUGGGAGGGGGCAUGUUUGUAAAGGGCAUUUCGACAAUUGUCGAAGUUGGAUUUCUCACUCUUCUGGAGUCCCUAAACUUUUGCAAAGUCGGGCAGUAUCUGAAAUGUCCAAGGUGGCCGAUAUGGGUGGUCGGAAGUGAAUCUCACUAUACAGUUCUGUUUGCCCUCGACAUAAAGGUCCAAGAGGAAAAUGAACUUGAAAGUCGGGAAUCGCAGAUCCGGAGAGCAUUUGAUGCGCAGGAUCAAAGUGGAGGUGGUGGCUUCAUUAGUGUCGAAGGCUUCCACGAAGUUAUCCGGGAAACUGACAUUAAAAUUCCAGCAGAGAAGGCCGAGCAUCUCUGUAGCACCGGCUAUAUCGUAUGGAGUGAAUUUUGGCAAGUUAUACUCGAUUUGGAUAAGAGUUUAGGGGGCGUGAAGGAUUCGUCUGGAAUGAUGGGAAAGAAAGUCUUCGAUCUUUACCAUUUUAAUGGGAUUGCGAAAUCGAUCGCCAACGGAAGCUAUCAUGAGAAUCCAAUCCAACGGCCAAGACUGACGAAACUAAGAGUCUCGGUGCCCCCAAGAUGGACGCCGGAGGAAUUCAUGAUGGACAUACCGGUGACCUCUGGGUCAGGCGAGGAAGGGAACUCGAACGGAACGUCGUCUAAGACGCCUCCUGCUACUGCUCCUGCACAGCAUGCCCCUUUGGUUGACUGCAUCAGAACGCGUUGGCAGCGUGCAGUUUGCAACUGGGACGGGGAUGCGCCCAGCAUUGUAUGAUUCGAUCGACCGACGAUUGACCGACCGACCAAUCUAGCGGGAUUGGAUUGGUAUUGAAGAAUGAAUGAUCAUCUUCCAAGAGGAACAGAACUGAACAGAACAGAUGGUUUUUUGUUGUUGGUAUGUGCCUGGCUGCUUGUGUUGUGGUCUACAUCUAUCUUUUCAAUUGUGAUGUAGCAUAUCCAUGCAUACUCCCAAUGUUUGUUGAACUACAUCUCUCUCUCUCUCUCUCUCUCUAUAUAUAUAUAUAUUGGGACAAAAGUAGUGCAUAAUAAUUUAUGUGAUCCUUUUGAAUUGAAUUGCAUUGAUUAUAUGUAUUUAUAUUGUUAAUUAUUUUUUA